This is a messenger RNA of Cinara cedri, 1178 nucleotides long. The record is from the annotation of a GenBank genome assembly. Lineage: Eukaryota; Metazoa; Arthropoda; Insecta; Hemiptera; Aphididae.
UGUCCUUCCGCAGGGAUCCGUUCCCUCCCCAAUUCUAUUCAAUGUAUACAGCAGACAUAACGGAAACUACAGCGAGGAAAUGUAUGUAUGCCGAUGAUGUGGGCUUAGUCAAAAUCAUUCAAAGAGCUGGAAGAAAUACUAAGGAAGGACUUGGGUAAAGUUCACACGUACUUUAAUACAUGGCACCUUACACUAAACCCCAAUAAGACCAUAGCUAUAGUCUUCCAUCUAAACAACAAAUAAGCCGAAAAGAAGCUCAACCUGUCAAUUGAGGAAGUACCCAUACCCAACGAACGUAACCCAAAAUAUCUCGGCAUAAAACUAAACAAGUCCCUAAAUUUCAAACACCACUUGGAAGGAGUUAGGAAUAAAAUCAAAUCAAGAAACAUGAUUCUUACAAAAUUAGCGGGAACAAGCUGGGGAUGUAAGGCCAAUGUACUGCGCACGUCGGCUAUGGCUUUAGUCUACAGCGUCUCCGAGUACUACGCUCCUGUGUGGGGAAGAAACACGCACUGUAAAUCUGUAGACUCGCAGCUCAAACACACAAUGAGGAUCAUAACAGGUGCCAUUAAAUCCAAUAACAUACAAUGGCUGCUGGUCCUCGUCAACAUAGCUCAACCCGAUAUUCGCCAUUAGGCCGCAACUGCCAAGAUAAUGCUACGAAUCAAAAACUCCCCCGACCUGCCUGUCCACAAGAAUGUGUUCCAGGCACGCGACAUAAGACUUAAAUCCAGACACCCUAUUUGGACAAACUUGGACUUUUCGGAGUCUGUGGAGGAUAAAUGUAAGACAAUAGAGUACGCAACCAAUAUCUAAUAGAAGAUUCUACACACAGACUCCCUGGCUUUGAUCUCACAAGGGCAGAAUGGACUAAACUUAACAGUGAGGACGGAGCAGGGUAAAUGCGAUUACCUCAUGCAUAAAUGAGGUAUGGUGGACUCUCCAGACUGCGCUUGUGGUCAGGCGCAGACAGUCAGACACGUUGCACAAGAAUGCCCACCAUCACGAUUUGAAAGAGGCAUUGACGGACUUCAUGAAGCCGGGGAAGCAGCUAGAAAAUAUCUAAAAUAUCUAGAUCCACGCUUAUGAACCAACAUUUAGACCCUCACUUAAUUAAUCGUAUAACCAAAUUUUUGACUUUGUUUUUAACCCCAAUUAUUAACUAUCUAUAUUACCAC